CUGAAAGUUUUGCUUCCGGUUCAGAAUCCCAGUGGACCAAAUCGAUGUAAAGCGGAUUGAUGAGGUGAUUGGAGGCUGCUUAUAUUAUGUGCGGGUCCCUGUUGCUGGGGGUGCUGAGUAGUGAUGGGACCACAUAUUGGGAUCCUGACCUGCAUAUGGCACCUCAGCCUACUCAUACUCUCCAUAGUCCAAAGAGCAGCAUCAGGGGACUGUAAAGGACAACGCACUGUGCUCCGUAGCGCCCCAGGAUAUGUGAGUGAUGGUCCUGGAAACUAUUCUGUCAAUGGCAACUGUGAAUGGCUCAUAGAAGCUCCCAGCAGCAAUUACCGUAUUUUGCUGAGCUUUUUAUUCAUGGACACAGAAUGCACAUAUGAUUAUCUGUUUGUGUAUGAUGGAGACUCCUAUAGUGAUCGACUGUUAGCCAGCCUCAGUGGGAGCAGCCUUCCUCCUACCCUAGAGGCCACAUCUGGGAAGAUGCUUCUUCAUCUCUUCAGUGAUGCAAACUAUAAUUUACUGGGCUUUAAUGCUACGUACAGCUUCUCGCUGUGUCCACUUGGCUGCUCUGGACAUGGCUUAUGUCAAGAGAACACACAGUGUCUAUGUGACCUGGGCUGGGACGGUGAUGGCUGCCAGAUCCCCCACUGUAACUCCUACUGUAGCUCCCUGCAUGGAACCUGCAAUCAGGAAACACAUAGAUGUGUAUGCUCUCCAGAAUAUGUGGGGGAGAGGUGUGACCUUUCACUAACUGAUAAUCAGGGUGCAGGCACUUGGUACAAUGUAAGCAGCAUCGAUUCUUCUUUUUAUCCGCGGACUGCUGCAGCUGGAGCCUUCCUGCCCCCCACCAGCGCUUUGUAUAUUUUUGGAGGUCUGGACCUGAACACAGCUCUAGGAGAUUUGGUUAUGUAUAAUUUUACAUCUAAUACUUGGAAAAGAAAAAUAUACAGUCAUGGACCGGCUGCUCGACAUUCCCACACUGCUGUUGAGUGGAAUGGAACUCUAAUUUUAUUUGGUGGUGAGUUAUCUGACGGAGCUCUGGCUGGUGAUGUCUGGGUGUUUUUACCUUUGGAAGAGCGGUGGAUGGAAUUGACCACCUACAGUUUCCUGCUUCCUCCACCCUUGGCCAAUCAUGCAGCUGCAACUGUAGAUAACUGGCUGUAUGUGUUUGGAGGCCGCACUUCUCGGGAUGUGUUUUCCUCACAAAUGUUCCGUCUAAACCUUCUUUCAUGGGAGUGGGAGCAAGUCCUCCCCGGUGGGGGAAAGCCACCAGCUGCAGCUGGCCACUCUAUGGUGUUCCAUUCUUCAUCCCGUUCACUAAUCAUUUAUGGGGGGCACCGUCCUUCUACUGCACGGUUCAGCAUGCGUGUCAAUACAACGGAUCUGUUUCACGUUGAUCUAAACUACUGGGCAACAUUAAAACCUCGAGAUGGAACCCGUGGACCACGUGAACGAGCCUUUCAUAGCGCCACAGUAAUUGGCAACUACAUGGUGAUAUAUGGAGGGAAUCUACACAUUCACUACCAGGAGGAGAAGUGUUAUGAUGAGGAAAUUUUUUUCUACCAUCUUGGUUGUCACCAGUGGGUCCCUAGCAAGAUACUAAGCCAGAGUUUGCCUCCCCACCAGGGAAGGCAGGCUGUGGGUGGAGGCCGAUACUCUCACGUAGCAGCAUUAAUGAGAGGCAGUGUGCUGCUGGUGGCUGGAGGGUACAGUGGAACGCCAAGGGGGGAUCUGCUUGCUUUCAAGGUGCCCAUCUCUGUUUACCAGACACCUGUGCAAGAUUAUCAGUUGGAUUACUGCUCUAUGUAUUCAGAUCAGACAACUUGUUCCAAAGAUCCUGAGUGCACAUGGUGUCAGACAAGCUGCCAGACUUCACAACGCAAUAAGAAUUGCCCUGAUAAAAGCUGUCUUGGGCUGGCACGACUCCUGUCUGACUGCCAGUCCUGCUUGGCAUUUAGCUCAAACUUGACCACCUCCUCUAAUAUACCUCGCUCCUUUGGUUGGUGUGUUCAGAAUGAGACCUGCAUGCCCCUUUCAGAGAACUCUACUUGCCGGGUAGGACUUAUUUCAGGGACAUAUGGCUGGUGGGGGCCUUUCACUACAUUUGUUACUUCUUUGGAUGGUUGCAGAACUCAAAAUUUUCUACCCGGCCUACACCUUAUCACGUACCAACAACCUCGGAAUGACUCUCAGCCUGAUCGGGUAUCCAUAGUGCGCAGUACAACCAUAACUCUGAGCCCAAGUACAGAAAUGGAUGUCUCUCUAGUGUAUAAAGGAUUCAUAUACCCCAUGCUAACUCCUGGUACUUCCCCUGAGAGGGUUUCUAUGUGGGCUCGUAUCCAGCGGUUUUCUGUAAUUGCUCGCCUUGCACGGUCCCCUAAUUACCCUGCCAUCCUGGAGGAGGUGGGUCGCUGGUCUGCACACCAGGAGAAGGAAAGACGUCCUUUGCAGAGGAAUAGUGGUGAGCACCUGUUUCCUAAUGCGGAUAGAGGAAGCCGCUAUGCAGUUCAAAUUGAGGGCUAUUUAAACAACACUGGCAAUGGGCACACAAGUGAGCUGAGCCUGACGUGGGACCGCACAGGUGUCCAUGGGGGUAGUGAGAUAUCAUUCCUCUUUCUAGAGCCCCACCGGUCUGACAUGUGUCCAGGUUAUCCAUCAUGUUUGGCCUGUCUGGCUGAUCAGGGCUGUGGUUGGUGCCCUCAGAGUCGCACAUGUCACCAGCGCCUUGCUGUGGAGGGGGCAGAGGUCUGUCCAGACACACCCCUAAUACUGUCCCCUAACAACUGUCAGCUGUGUGAGGAAUACCGAGAUUGUGAAGCCUGCAGUAAGGAUCUAUACUGUGAAUGGCAAAUACACAGCAGUAAGAAGGGGGAUUCACUGUGCAGCCGUAGGGGACGAGUUAACAGCUCCAUUCGAACACCUGAGGAAUGCCCACGGGCCUGUAACCAGAGACACAGCUGCUCGGAAUGUCUGUCUAACUCCAGUCACUGUGCUUGGUGCCAGUCCACAGGAAGCUGUUUCUAUUUUGCAGCCUAUCUAGCAAAGUACCCAUAUGGAGACUGCCGGGACUGGUAUGAUAGUGUACACUCCGUCCCACAGUGCAUGGAUUGCUCCAGGUUUAACACAUGCCGUGAGUGCCUCCAGAACUUUGAAUGUGGCUGGUGUGGAAACACUGAUAAUCCUACACUGGGAAGGUGUUUCUCUGGAGAUUUUUCUGGCCUACGUGGAUAUUCUAGCUGUUCUGAGGCUCUCUCACAGGCAAGACUCGCUGCUGUAACAGAACCAGCUCAGUGGUCCUACGCCUCGUGUCCAGAUGUAGAUGAGUGCCGGCUUGGGAUGGCCACCUGUCAUCCACACGCCACAUGCAGGAACACGCUAGACUCCUACGAAUGUCAUUGUGAGCGUGGGUAUACAGGGGAUGGAGUAACGCACUGCAACCAAACAUGUUAUAAUGAAUGCUCUCAUGGAACCUGCAGUGGGCCUCCGUCAUAUAACUGUGUGUGUGACCUUGGCUGGACAUCUGACCUUGUUGCUGUAAAUGAGAGUGGUGUUGAAUGUAGUGUGGAUUGUGGGUGCAACUUUCAUAGUACAUGUACAAGAGAACCUGGCAUCUGUGACUCCUGCCAAGACUGGACACAAGGUGCACAGUGCCAAGAUUGCCAGCCAGGCAGUUUUGGUAAUGCCACUCAGAAACCUGGAUGUCAGGAGUGUGCUUGUAACAAACACGGCACAGCUGAUUUGGGAUACUGUGAUCGAGACACAGGCGUGUGCUUUUGCAGUGAUAACACCCAGGGAGAUCAUUGUGACAAGUGUGCAACUGGAUUCUAUGGGGACCCCAGGGAUGGUGGAACCUGCUAUUUGGAAUGCCAGGGCCGACAGUUCCUUUCCAGUGUCACAUCAUCUGCUCUGGGCUCCCCAGGGGGCUCCUACUGUCUGUGGGUUUUGAGUGUCACUUCUACAACCAACAGCUGCUACCCUGAGGACACCUGUCCAAGACUUACCCUCACUCUACAGCCGGAUAUCAACAUUCCCUGCACACACAGUUAUGUAUAUUUGUUUGAUGGACUCCCUGGAUUCUUGGACACUGGAAAUUUGCAGUCAGAUCGCAGCUUGAUAGGAGCUUUUUGUGGUCGGGGAGGGUCACCACUCACUGUAGAAGCAACUACAGGUGUACUUGUGGUCUAUUAUGAAGCCAACAACACUGAAUCAUCAGGGUUUAAUGCAACCUAUGCUGCUUACCAUUGUGAUCCUGCCUGUGGCCCCCACCAUGUCUGUAAUGGGCAAAGCUGUGUCUGCAGGAACCCCCUGACUGGUCCCGAGUGUGAGCGCAUAGUGUGUCCCAGAAACUGCUCUUCAGAAGACGGAAGAGGAGUCUGCAACAAGUCUCUUGGCUUCUGUCAGUGCACUCUUGGUUAUGCAGGGGAUGAUUGCUCAGUCUUUCUGGAUUCUGGCAAGAUUGUUUGGGAGACUUUAAUGGACCCUCAAUUAACAGCGGACACAGCCAGUCGUUUCCUUCACAGGCUGGGCCACACCAUGGUGGAAGGUCCAGAUAACACACUUUGGAUGUUCGGUGGCAUGUCUUUAAGAGAUGGAGUACUGGGAAGUGUGUACAGAUAUUCUAUCUCAGAGAGGCGCUGGACACAAAUGCUGGCUGGCACAGAGGGUGGUGGUCCAGGCCCAAGCUCACGUUAUUUCCAUGCAGCAGCAUACAGUGCAGUACGUAAUGCUAUGUAUGUGCUGGGAGGUCUCACAAACACUGGAGCAUCAAAUGACUUCUGGAUCUUGAACUUGACUACCCUGCAGUGGAGACAAGAGUCUGCUCCCCUUAUACCUGCUGUGGCUGGGCACACACUGACUCCUCGCCGAGGUUCCUCAAUACUUCUGAUUGGUGGUUAUUCUCCUGAGAAUGGGCUCAAUAAUCGUUUGCUGGAGUACAGUGUAGAGUUAGAAACAUGGAAGGUUGGGCACCAAACUGGGACUCCUCCUACAGGACUGUAUGGACAUUCAACUGUAUACCAUGCAGCUACUGAUGCAUUCUAUGUAUUUGGAGGACAUCGCUUUCAUGUGGAGGUUGUUGCAUCAUCUCCUGAGCUGUACAGCUUGUAUUACCCCAACCUAACCUGGAGCUUGCUAGCUCCUUCCCAAGGAAGAAAGCCUUUGUCCCACUUUUUCCACGUUGCUGCUGUUCUGAGGGACACGAUGAUUGUGGUUGGGGGCAGAACUGAACAACAAGAAUACAGUAAUGAGGUUUUGUUUUAUCAGAUCCAUUGUAAUUCCUGGAUCACUCCAAACCAAACCGAAGUGGUCCUGGGAAUCCCAAUGAAUGAGUCCGUUGGACAUGCUGUUGCUGUGGUAGCUGGCCGGCUCUAUAUCUCAGGCGGUUUUAAUGGGGUUGCACUGGGCCGCAUGGUUACCCUCUCAGUACCCUCAGACCCAUGUCUGCUGUUUACUUCUCACUCUGCCUGCAACAAGAGUAUGGGAAGCUGCGGCUGGUGUCAGCAUUUGUGUGUAUCUGCAGAUAUUGCUGAAAGGCGUGGUUGCACAUUGCCUGCUACGGGAUGCUUCCCAUUGGCACGGACAGCAGAUGAGUGCAGGAAACUGAAAACCUGCAGUGAAUGCCUGGCCCAGCACCCACGCUCAAUAAGUGCCCAGCUAACCAUGAGGCCUCCAAGCUGUAAGUGGUGCACCAAUUGCCCAGAAGGGGCCUGCAUUGGUAGCGAUGGAAGCUGCACCUCUGAGAAUGACUGUAAAAUAAACCAGAGAGAGAUUUUCCUGGCAAGUAACUGCUCUGAGAUCUCUUGUGAGGCAUCCGACUGCCACAAGUGCACUGCAUCUGGGAAGUGUAUGUGGACUCGGCAAUUUAAACGCACAGGUGAAACACGUCGUAUCCUCAGUGUGCUACCUACAUAUGAUUGGACAUGCUUCAGCCACUCUCUUCUCAACGUUUCCCCAAUGCAAGUUCAGUCGUCCCCUCCAGACCCGUGUCCUACACCAUGUCACAACUAUAGUGCAUGCCACAAAUGUCUAAAUUCCAAAGGUGCUGAUGGAGGUUGGCAGCAGUGUGUUUGGAGUGUGGCGCUAAAGCAGUGUAUGAGCCCCACUUUCCUGCCUAUGCGCUGUGCUGCGGGUGCUUGUGGUAGAGUUCUGAGUGGCACUGAGAGCUGUUCUCCAUCAUGCUCAAACCAUACUCACUGCUCAGCCUGCAUUCAGCAUCCCCGCUGUGGAUGGUGUGCUCGGCGAGGGGGCAAUGGGGAAGGUCAGUGUCUGGAAGGAGGACUCAGCGGACCCAUUCAGGGUAGGAGCACAAUUAUUGGACCUUUCCAAUCGCUAGGUAUUGGCGCACAGUGCAACAGUGUUGAAUCGCAUUGGGCAUACAUGUCCUGCCCCCCAGAGAAUGAAUGUUUAAAUGAGCAUCACGACUGCAAUGAGACACAGAACUGCAGCGACUUGCCAAACGGAUACCAAUGCACCUGCAAAAAAGGAUAUACUCUGCACAAUGUGACAGGAUUGUGUCGCCCUGUAUGUGAUCAUGGUUGUGUUAAUGGGACCUGUGUGGAGCCCAAUCAGUGUCACUGUGACUUUGGCUACGUUGGUGAAAACUGCUCGGUGGCUUGUCGAUGCAACAAGCACAGUGACUGUGUAGGACUAGGAGCGGAAGACACGUGUGUACAGUGUCACAACAAUACCAUGGGUACACAUUGUGAAAAGUGCAAGCCCUUGUUUGUCGGCUCAGCUCUGAAUGGGGGAGCAUGCCGACCGUGUUUGGAUUUCUGCCGUGGGAACAGUGAAAUCUGUAUGAGACGAGAGGAAUAUGAGAAGGCCCUGAGAGAGCCAGAGAGAUUCCCAUUGGAUCAGAUAUCAAGUUGGAUUUCUCAAGGUCCAUCAGAGGACUCUGCCGUGUGUGUGCACUGCCAGAAUAACAGCUGUGGGGAUAAAUGUGAUAAAUGUCUACCAGGAUACUUUCAGCUAGAGAAAAAAUGUGUAAAAUGUCAGUGUAAUGGACAUGCGGAUACAUGUAAUGAGCAGGAUGGAACAAACUGUCCUUGUAGCAACAAUACAGAGACUGGCAAUUGUCAGAACAGUCCCCAAAGUGACAAGAGAGACUGCUACCGAUACCAGUGUGCAAAGUGUAAAGAUUCUUUCCAUGGUAACCCAGUGAAUGGUCGACAGUGCUAUCGUCUGAUGACUGUGGAGCAGGAAUACUGUUUUGACCCAACCUCCCAGAGUAACUGUUUUCACGAGCCAAACAUCCAGAACCUACCAUAUGGACGGAGCGUAUUUUUUGGGGUUCAGCCUAAAUUCACCAAUGUGGACAUUAGAGUCACUCUUGAUGUGACUUUUGGCUGUGUGGAUGUCUUUGUCUCCACGUCAUAUGAGACUUUUUCUGUAGAUGUGGAUUCAGGUACAGGAAUCCAUGCUGUCCGUUUGCAUCAUAGUCAAACUGACAUUGAUGGACAUGGAGGUCCUGAGCCACUUACUGCCUCGGCUAAUGGAAGCUUAAAUCGUGCUGCUAUUAAGGCUCAGUGGCUUCGUGAGGAGCGUCCUCGUGGGCUGAUUACAUAUAUCACUGUUAGCCAUCAACAGACUGUGCUGAUUGUGCGAGGAGUCAGGGAUCGAGUAGUAAUAACAUAUCCACAUGAACUACAUACACUAAAAUCCAGCCGCUUUUAUUUGCUACUUCUUGGAAACUCCACUAAUGGAUCAGGAGAGUCCCAAGGAUUGCUUUUCUUCAGACAGGACCAGGCUCAUAUUGAUCUUUUUGUCUUCUUCUCAGUCUUCUUCAGCUGUUUCUUCCUCUUCUUGUCUGCAUGUGUACUGCUUUGGAAGGUCAAGCAAUGGCUGGAUGUGCGCAGGGAGCAAAGGCGUCACCUGCAAGAGAUGAGCAAGAUGGCUAGUCGUCCUUUUGCCAAACUGACUGUCUACUUCCAACCUGAAGUGGAGCUGGUGGGUGGUUGUCAUCAAGGAGGACCAGUUUUGCCUUUGCUUCCACACCACCACCACCAUCACCACCAUCAUCACCACCACCAUCGCUCAAAGUCAAGAAUGAAAUCAUAUGACCCCUCUGCUCCUCAGCCUCCAUCAUUACGACACUCUGAUCCCUUCUUAUCCCAAUUAUUAGGUUAUACAUAUUCCAGCUUCAGAGUGGGACCAAUCACACUUGAACCAACAGAUGAUGGCAUGGCUGGGGUAGUUACCCUACUUUUACAGCUGCCUGGAGGAUCCCAAGCCCCAAAUAGAGCAUGCUUGGGUUCAGCACUGGUUACAUUAAGGCACAAUUUGCAGGAGUACUGUGGUCCUAGCCAUGUUGUCAGUAACUCUAGGAAAGGACUGCUCAGUCACGAAAACCUAACCAGCAUGUCUCUCUAACAAACUAACCCUUAAUAUGGGAUGAACUAAAUGUCUGUACAGAUUUUGAAGAAUGACUGAUAUAUUGCAUGAGUGAGAAGUAAACACUAGGGGGCAAUAUUUAAGAGGUCAUGAAGACGGUACAAGAAUACUGUAAUAAAUGUUAGCCCCAUUUUUUUGUGAUGGGGUAGCUAAGAUAGACUGAUGGGUAUGGGUAUUUAUGAUGGCAUAGUGCAAUGCAAGAAUAUUUUUUACUUUUUCGGAGGGGGGAGGGUUGGGGUGUAUUUUAAAGAAACAAUAUCAUGGUCAAAGUAUAAAGCUUUAUCUUGCAGAAGUACUGACACUGAGCUGCGUGUAGGCACAUGUUAAAACUUUUUUAUUCAGAAUGAAAUCACUACUAUGUAUCCUUAUGCUGAAUAAUACAAGUAGCUACACCAGAUCUGCAUUAUGCUUUGGAAUCUUA
Molecule: messenger RNA, 8803 nt
Organism: Bombina bombina (fire-bellied toad)
Lineage: Eukaryota; Metazoa; Chordata; Amphibia; Anura; Bombinatoridae
Gene: MEGF8
Product: multiple EGF like domains 8
Exons: 43
Coding region: 124-8361 (2745 amino acids)
Molecular function (GO): protein binding; calcium ion binding
Source: RefSeq, a predicted model, not a curated record